Messenger RNA from Gordionus sp. m RMFG-2023, 919 nucleotides. RefSeq names its product small ribosomal subunit protein eS1-like. The record is from RefSeq and is a predicted model, not a curated record. Bases 50 to 847 code for a protein of 265 amino acids. The transcript has 7 exons. Gene Ontology annotation, biological process: translation. Gene Ontology annotation, molecular function: structural constituent of ribosome. Gene Ontology annotation, cellular component: ribosome; cytosol. Lineage: Eukaryota; Metazoa; Nematomorpha; Gordioida; Chordodea; Parachordodidae.
AAUUUUCAAAAAAUUCCAUAUCAUCAACUCACUUACUUCUUACUGAAACAUGGCUGUUGGUAAAAAUAAACGAUUAACUAAAAGUGGCAAAAAAGGUGUUAAAAAGAAAAUUGUAGAUCCUUUUACUAAAAAAGAAUGGUAUGAUAUUAAAGCUCCCAAUAUGUUUACUACUAGACAAGUUGGUAAAACCUUAGUCACUCGAACUCAAGGAACAAAAAUAUCAACAGAUAGUCUAAAAGGAAGAGUCUUUGAAAUUAGUUUAGCAGAUUUAAGUAAUGACGAAUAUGGGCAUAAAAAAAUUAAGCUUUUAGCUGAAGAUAUACAAGGACGUAAUAUACUAACAAAUUUUUGUGGAAUGGAUAUGACCAGGGACAAACUAUGUUCAAUUGUUAAAAAAUGGCAGACAUUAAUUGAGGCCUAUGUUGAUGUUAAAACAACUGAUGGUUACCUUUUAAGACUAUUUGCAAUUGGAUUUACCAAAAGAGCUAAUGGUCAACAAAAGAAAACAAGUUAUGCUCAACACUCUCAGGUUGUAAAUAUUAGAAAGAAGAUGGUUGAAAUCAUGACCAGAGAGGUAUCUUCAACUGAUCUUAAAGAAGUUGUGAAAAAAUUAAUACCAGAUAGUAUUGCUAAAGCUAUUGAAAAAUCUUCCAGCCGAAUUUACCCUUUAAAUGAAGUUCACAUACGUAAAGUCAAAGUAUUGAAAAGACCAAAAUUUGAUCUUGCAAAAUUGAUGGAAAUACAUGGGGAAGGCUCUGGUGAUUCUACUGAAGUAACAGUCGAUGAAAAGGGUCAUGUUAUUGAUAGGCCAGAUAAUUAUGAACCUCCAGUUCUUGAUUCUGUUUAAAUGAUUAAUAGAUAAAUUAUUUUUUAUAUUUAUUAUUAUAAUCAUAAAUUUAUAAUAAAAUUUAUGAAAGUA